Drosophila novamexicana is the source of this 733-nucleotide messenger RNA. RefSeq lists its product as uncharacterized. Gene Ontology annotation, biological process: autophagy. Bases 83 to 703 code for a protein of 206 amino acids. The record is from RefSeq and is a predicted model, not a curated record. The transcript is spliced from 2 exons. Lineage: Eukaryota; Metazoa; Arthropoda; Insecta; Diptera; Drosophilidae.
GUUAUCGAUUAAUCAUCUGUGAUGCAGAGUUGCCAAGCAGGUGGCGUACUGCGCAGGUAAAUAAAACCAAAUGAAAUAAAUCAUGGACUGUGCACCGCUAAAUUUGGCGCAUUUCCAUGAGCGACGCUCAGAGCGCUUCAUGCGUCACCAUCGCUACGAAGAGGCCAUAAAAGCGCUAGAGACAUCUCUAAUAUACCUGCAGGACGCCUAUAAGAAUGUACAACUGGCAAAAUCGAAGGAGGUGCUCGACACCUUGACGCUUGACUUUCAGCGCAAGCUACGACAGAUCGAGAUGCGCAAAACACAACAUGGGCUAACAAAGCUGAAAGAUUUCGGCCAGCUUAAAGAAACCAGCCCCAUGCUACCACUGCGUCCCGAGCAUGGCGUGGGCUCAGCGCAGUCCGUGGCCAAAGCCAUCGAUAAGACCGUGCAGGACUUUGAUGCCAAAUUCACGUCCACCAUCGAGCGCAAAGUGUCAACGCCUGCGUUAGUUGAGCUCAAAGUUGAGACCAUGGUCAACAGCGAUCCGCAGUCGGACGGUCAAGAAUACGACAGCCGAUCGACGUUGGAGCGAAGCUCAGAACACGAUAUGCCCUCCCUGACUCCGUUGGAGCUGCCAUCAUUUGAUUAUUCAUUGUUUACCAGCUCAUCGGCUCCGUCGCUGGCGAGCUAUAUUGGCUUGGCCGAAAGUUUUCAAAAGUAGUUCCCUAAGCUCGUGAUAAUUAAAUAUAAA